AUGACCACGCGCGCGCCUUUGGCUCCAGCGACCGCAGCUGCGGUUGCAGCAAACUCCAGUGCACACUCCAGCGCGCACUCCGGCUCGCUCACCGUCGUCGGGCUCCAUUACAAAAUCGGCAAGAAGAUUGGCGAGGGCUCGUUCGGCGUCAUCUUCGAGGGCUCCAACAUGAUCAACGGCGUGCCGGUGGCCAUCAAAUUCGAACCGCGCAAGACCGAAGCACCGCAGCUCCGCGAUGAGUAUCGCACCUACAAGCACCUCGCCGGGACCGAGGGCAUCCCCGGCGCGUACUACUUCGGUCAGGAAGGCCUCCACAACGUGCUUGUGAUUGACCUUCUCGGGCCGUCGCUCGAGGAUCUUUUUGACUGGUGCGGGCGCCGCUUCUCCGUGAAAACCGUUGUCCAGGUGGCCGUCCAGAUGAUCCUGCUCAUCGAACAAGUGCAUGCCCAUGAUUUGAUCUACCGCGACAUCAAGCCCGACAACUUUUUAAUCGGCCGCCACGGCAUGCCAGGCGAGAAUCACGUGCAUCUCGUUGACUUUGGCAUGGCCAAACAGUACCGUGAUGCGCGCACGAAGCAACACAUUCCGUACCGUGAGAAGAAGUCUUUGAGCGGCACGGCGCGUUACAUGUCUAUCAACACGCACUUGGGACGUGAGCAAUCGCGCCGUGACGACUUGGAGGCGCUCGGCCAUGUCUUCUUUUACUUCCUCCGCGGCCAGCUCCCGUGGCAAGGCUUGAAGGCGCCGACCAACAAGCAAAAGUAUGAGAAGAUUGGUGAGAAGAAGCGCACGACUCCGGUGUUGGAGCUCUCCGAGGGCUUGCCGCGCCAAUUCGCGCAGUACCUUGACCUUGUGCGCAAGUUGCCGUUUGACGCGGAUCCAGACUACGACGGGUACCGCCAGUUGUUGUUGUCGGUUUUGGACGACUUAGGCGAGACGGCCGACGGGGACUACGACUGGUUGCACCUCAACGGCGGCCGUGGCUGGGAUGCGACCAUUAACAAAAAGCCAAAUCUCCACGGAUACGGGCAUCCGAACCCACCAGGCGAACGCGACAGACGCCACCGAGAGAAGUCGCGGUCGAGACCGCACCAGCCGGCGCCAAAGCAGCCAGUGAAGCAGAAUCGUCCAUUGCCAUCGCUUCCUAGUAAGCAGGAGUAUAUUCCACAGUCACCACAAGCGCAGCCGCAGGAGCAGUACGAGGUGGCUGCGUCGCGCGUACGGGCGUCGCAGGUUCCACAGGAGGUGCAGUCAGUAGCAUCCAAGAAGGGAUUCUGGGCGAAGCUUUGCUGUUCGUAG
Messenger RNA from Babjeviella inositovora NRRL Y-12698, 1299 nucleotides. It is a transcript of the gene YCK2, whose product is annotated as serine/threonine protein kinase. Bases 1 to 1299 code for a protein of 432 amino acids. Gene Ontology annotation, cellular component: cytoplasm; nucleus. The record is from RefSeq and is a predicted model, not a curated record. The transcript has a single exon. Gene Ontology annotation, biological process: signal transduction; peptidyl-serine phosphorylation; endocytosis. Gene Ontology annotation, molecular function: ATP binding; protein serine/threonine kinase activity. Lineage: Eukaryota; Fungi; Ascomycota; Pichiomycetes; Serinales.